Molecule: messenger RNA, 2168 nt
Organism: Pecten maximus
Lineage: Eukaryota; Metazoa; Mollusca; Bivalvia; Pectinida; Pectinidae
Exons: 6
Coding region: 83-859 (258 amino acids)
Source: RefSeq, a predicted model, not a curated record
UUUGGUUAUGCACUUCCGCUCAAGGUAACUACAGACGCCAUUUUCUGGUGUCCAGAUAGAAAAGAAACUAGAUAGGCAUACUAUGGGUUCUGGAGCGAGUAACGAAGCCGUCGGAGUUCCAGCCAACCCUCGGAUGAUCUAUUCCGAUGCUUUAGGGAAGAGAGAAAGGAAGCGUCUACGUAUUGAUGCUCCAGUCUUGGUAGAUGUAGAACAUGGUUCCAUCCGCUACAGGUACGGAAACAAGGAUUCAUCCGAGAAUGUAGAUCCACACAAGACCAAGGGAAAACCAUUUGAGGGAACGGACAGGAUCGACAAAGAUCACUACUUCUACCAUGCAAGACUCAACGACUUCAGCGAGAAGGGUUCUCGUGAAAAGGAAGAUGACUUCAAGUUUAUGUAUGUGCAGAAAGGCCCCAAUCGGGCUAAACAAAAGAAAUUAUUUUACGUAUACGGAAGAGGAUGGAAUGCUAUGGAUGGAAAACGGACCCUUCCCACAGAAUCUAAACAGGAAGGCAAAGAUUUUGCGUGGCCAGUGGAGACAAGGAUUCCUAAUGAUGUGUACUACAAUGUAAACUUUAUACCCCAGGAAGCUGAACUAUUGGAGGAAUCAGCUGAGGACAGACUUAUUGUAGAUCUAUCGUCUACUGCCAACAAACAGGAAAUAGAACUCAGUUUGACAGAUGCAGAUACAGCAAAGGACAUACAGAAAAAGAUUGCAUACAAAAUUCUCAAGUCAGCGAGUAAUAUCCACAUAUGUCAUAAGGGGAAGGAGAUCAGAGAUGAAGAUGUGAUUGGUGACCUUAGGGACCCAGAAGAAGGCAGCUGGACAGUAUUUAAAGUGACCAUGAGGCUUAUCUAAGUUACACUGUCGGGAAGUAAAAUAAAUAGCACUGGAUCUUUCAGUAUUCUGAUGAACUUUCAUAUUCUUAUUGAAGUUGCAGUAAUUUUGGGAGGUGUUAGAUAACUUGUUUAAGAUCAGUUAAGUUUUUAUGAUAGUUCUGAAAUAAGCCCAUAAUGACCAGAGUUUAAGGGUAUAGAAUUAAAUUGGUGAUUUAGAGAAAAAGCUGCCAUUCGAUAAUGCCAGUAUUUGGUUGUGGAGCCUCCGUGUAAUACCAGUACAGUGUCAAGCGAUAGUCUGUACAGCUCUCGACACGGGUGACUUGCCCCGACAUUUUCCCCUCCGCGUGGUGAAAAAAUUGUACGGUUUAUUGCGGGAAAUUUACUAAUGAAAAGUAUGUUCCGUUCCCAAAAUGGGGUUCCGGAAUCCGAAUCCGAAUUUCAGGACUGUUGAGUACAAAUAACGUUACGGAAAUCUGGUCCUGUGCAUUUCCAUCCAGACUGCGAGUUUUCCGGCCUAUCGGCGUCCGGAUUAUCGCGGGUCCACUGUAUUCACAAUAAAACCUCAUGAUACAAUUAUAAGAUUUUUUUGGCAUUUUAAAAAGGUGUAGCAAUAUAUAUUAAGCGUUAUGCUAUAAUUCUCAAAUUAUUUAAGAAUGAAAUAGAAAAGGGAUCUAGAGAUAUGUUGGCAGUAAGCCUUUUGGAAUGACAUUAUAUAAAGGUUUCACUUGGUGAUGUAUAGAGGUUGGAUGUUUACCAGGUAAGAUAUGGUACUUAAAACAUUUUACAUGACAAGGAAUGCCAUUAAUAAAUUAACUGUUCCAUAAAUGAGAUAUGUACUAGGAAUUGAUGUUUUGAAGUUUCUCUAGAUACAUUGUCGUAAUAAUUAGCAAUGUAAGUGGUUUUCAGUUCCUGGAAACUGAAGGUUUCUGAACAGCGAUGGUUUUUUUUAUUAAUUGAUGUCAAUAUUAAUAUUGAUUAUAAUUAAUCUUUUUUUUUAUUGAAACUUGAAAACUAUUGAUCGAUUUCCACUGUUUUUUACACUGUAUUAAUUAAAUUAACUAAAUUUUCUUAUAUUUUAUGAGGGAGAAAACAUGCAGGAAGUUUGAAAAGCAAAUAUCCAUGUAAAAUCACCAAUAUAUGUUGUAGUAUAAAUCAAUACUAAUAUGUAUAUGAAUAAUUCUAUGCAAUGAUUAAAUAUCUGUCUCUGUAAUCUCGGUUCCUUCCCUGAUAACAUGCUGGACAUGUAAAGCUGUUUUAUCUUACUUUUAUUCUUAGUUGUCAUUUUAGCUUUAUAUAAUGAUUAGGUAAUAAUAUUCAUAAUAAUUUUU